GACACAAGUUCCCUGUAAGCAACGCCGACGAACGGUGGAGCUCGGUACGGCCUGGAGGGCCGAAUGCGGUCUCCUUUUCUGGCCGUCAACGUGGUCGCGAUCCCCCCGACCCCCCUUCGGCCUCUCUCUUUCGGUUAGCAUCAGUGCCCAAUGAACAGGAACUCGCACUUUUCGUACCACCGGCCAAUUGGGCGCCGAGAGCAGGCUAAAGGGCGUGACCAACGUGCCCAGUCUUUCUUCUCGUCUCGGGGUGAAGCAACACAGACUUGCUCGACUAACUAGCUGCGACCAUGCAAUGCAAACGGAUGGGAAACUAGAUCACCCUGCAUAUCUAUGCGAUGCGAGCACAUCCGCUGUGGAGUAUCUGUGAACCCAUUUCCCAGGCAGAGUCGGCAACCGAGCCGUUCCAAUCACUCACCCUUGUCUGACCUUGAAAAUUGAUGGCAUUGAAGGACAACUCAUAAUUCUGUCCAACCAAGAAUGGUGUGGGAAUUUCGACAGCCAUUAAGGAUGAGUCGAUGAAGCCUCGUUCGGUACUUCUGGGAGACGGUGAGCAGAGAGGCGUACAUUUGCAUGAGGGCUCGACAAAUCCGAGCGAUCCUAUAUAUACGAGCAAAUGCGGUACCGCAUAACCAAAGAGCAGCGUGGAUGGCGAAUCAGGUAAGAGGCUCAGGCAGGUAUCACAUACCCCUUCUCCUUUCGGUAGGCCAUAACAGAGCCUUCAAGAACUAUUCUAUCGACAUCCUCCGGAUCGAACUAAGAUACAUCCCGCAACAUUUACUUCUCUGGUUCCGGCCCCCAACCAAUGAGCUGGCACUGCAGGGCUUCGAGAGGCUGCUAACAAACCAGGAACACAUGGACGAUCCUCUCUCCCUCUAGCCCAAGGCUCUCGACGGUGGGUUCAGAUGCAUAUCACUGCGUCCGGGGUGAGACUUGUACUCCCCACGCCCCCCAGGGGUGGCACACCUUUAUAGAGAUAAUGGUGGGUAGCGGUGAUGGGAAAGUGUCUCGGAGGACGUGACGUAUCAUUGGGUCAGAGGUGUGAGUAGGCUCUUCUGCUUACUCUGAACUAAGGGAAUGCGCAUAUCAUUUCUUGCACAUGAUUUCCACAUAGUGUGGCCGGAAUUAUCAUGGUCUUCGUAGAACUUUCCAUGGCGUCGAAUGUCUCAGAGAUCUUGAUUGGUCAGUUAGAAGCAAAACUCAACGUCGAAUUUCCCCCUAUUAGAAGCGACGAUAUAUAUAUACAUUGAUGCUGCAGCUGUCUAACUGGAAGCUAUGGUUCACUGACGG
Molecule: messenger RNA, 1290 nt
Organism: Daldinia vernicosa
Lineage: Eukaryota; Fungi; Ascomycota; Sordariomycetes; Xylariales; Hypoxylaceae
Exons: 2
Coding region: 574-879 (101 amino acids)
Source: RefSeq, a predicted model, not a curated record